AUGGACCACGGUUUCCUACGCUCCACCAAAUUACUGUGCCCCGGCUUCUGUGGUCGCGUGUUGAUUAAUGCCACCGAAUAUUCGCAGUGUCAGGCGUGUCCGUGGGGUAGGUUUUGGUGUUGUGAAUGAGUACAAGUUGUAAUUUUAGCAAUUUUCACUGAGAUUUUGGGAUUUAAAAGCGUUUGAAAGUUGCAAACGGUGUUUUUUAUUAAAUUUUUCUGUAUUUUUAGGGAAAUUUUGAUUUUUUUGAUGUUUUAGAUUGGAGUUAGGUAUGAGAAAAAAUAAAAUUUGUUUUUAGUAUCAUAAAACUGCUUUACAAUAUCAAAAACUUUGUUUUUAAUACGGCAAAAGCAUGUUUUGGACCUUUGUUUUUGACCGGGAUAGAACCCAUGUAGUCUGGAACGAAAAGUCAAAUCAUUGUCACUGAACUAAAUUGGUACACUGUUGUAUAUUGACAUAGAUGUCAAGAAAAUUAACAGUAGUAUAAAACGAAGUAUUUUUAUGGGUUUUAAAAGUUUUUUUUUAAAACAAAAAUUUGAAUAAAAAAAAUUUUAAAAAUAUUUUGAAUUUUUGAAAUUCGGACUUUUUGAGGUAAAAUACGGAUUAACCCAAAAUUAUGGUAAUAAGUCAAAAAAACAAGACAUAAAAAAUGAAAAACAAAUUUUUUAAACACUAACACAUAAAAACGAAAAGUUUUUAAAAAAUUUAUAAUUUUUCAGGCACGCGCGCCCUGGACAGCUACGAAUGUCGCCCAUGCCAUAACCCGCUCACUUCCUACGACUACUCAUAUCUCGUCUUUCAUGUAAUCACCUCCUUCUUCAUCAACUCAAUUUUUAUUCGUUUAUACGCAAAAACCAUCCAGAAUCGCAGCAAAAGGUCCAGGGAAACGUGAGUUUUUGAGUGUUUUGGGUGGAAACGGCAAAAACUUUGUUUCCAGGGCAAAAACUUUAUUACUUUUGUGUACUAUUAUGUUUGGCUUAGCAUUUUCAUGUGUUUAGUCCAGCGUUUCAGUACCACUUCCUAUUUUUAGGCCAUUCUUCUGGCAACUAAUGCAAAUGCUCUGCGCAAUAACCGAGUCCACGUUAGCCUUGUUGUUAUCAUUCCUGGCGUUCGAACCACACGGCCAGCUCUCACUAAACGGCUGUCGCAAAGGCCGAAUAGCCGAGUGGUACUCGUUUUUGUACAAUCCGGUAGUCCACCGAGGACUAAUCAUCAAGUGCUCGUCUGAAGUGGUUUAUCCAUUGUAAGUUGGUUUGAGAGGGUUACUGUAACAUGGAAUUUGUUUUUUAAAAUUUUUUGGUUUUCUUGAGGAUUAUUGUAACAUAAAAUCAGUUUUUGUGAUCUUUGGAGGUUUACUGUAACAUAAGACCUUUUUUUUGAAAUUUUUCAUUUUUAAUUGGGUUACUGUAACAUCUUUGGAGGGUUACUGUAACAUAAAAUUUAAUUUAUAUGAAAAUAGACUAAAAUGUCAAUUUCCAGAAUAUCGUUGCCAUUCCUAAUACACCUCCUCAGCCUGCUGAACCUGUUUGUAUUCCGGUCGAUUCUGUACGGUGUAGCUCAACGAUGCCGUCGCUCAAUAUCACCAGCCCCGUUCUAUGCCCAACUAUGGACAUUACCGAUCAUGGGGCUGAUUAAUGGGGUAAUGGUAGGUUGUUUUAGCAAUUUUGAAGCUUAAAUUGGCUUGCGCAGCCUGCGGGGGACAUGUUAUACGAUGGAUGAAAGUUCUUGCCAUUUUUAGUUUUGUAAAGAAAGUUCUUGCAAUUUUUUGUUUUGUAAAUAAAGUUCUUGCUAUUUUAUGUUUUGUAGAGAAAGUUCUUGCUAUUUUAUGUUUUGUAAAGAAAGUUCUUGCUGUUUUUAGGUUUGUAAAGAAAGUUCUCGCCAUUUUUAGCUUUGUAAUGAAAGUUCUAGCCAUUUUUUCAUAGUUUACUUAAUUAACCUUUUCAGGCCGGUCUUCUCUACUACAGUUUCGCCCACAUUGUGGUGUUCAUGGCACUGGUUUCAAACGCCGUCCACCUGGCAUCAGAAGGCCGAAAAGGCGUCCUAGAACUCUUAAAAAUCAUUUUCACAUCAGCCGAGAGAAUACUAACGAUUGGCACGGAUAUGGGUUUAUUCGGUUUUGGCGUUUUCGCCCUAUAUUUCCAACUAAUGCCAACCAGCUGGCACGGAUGGGUCGCCUUUAUCUUGACUUUACCGUUGCCACUAGUGUUCUAUUGUCUUACAGUAAGAUUGACAGAGCCCAAAAAACCACGGAUAAAACAUUGA
This is a messenger RNA of Bursaphelenchus okinawaensis, 2262 nucleotides long. The record is from the annotation of a GenBank genome assembly. NCBI's taxonomy places the organism in Eukaryota, Metazoa, Nematoda, Chromadorea, Rhabditida, Aphelenchoididae.